Messenger RNA from Stomoxys calcitrans (stable fly), 3236 nucleotides. RefSeq names its product C-terminal-binding protein (gene CtBP). The transcript is spliced from 8 exons. The record is from RefSeq and is a predicted model, not a curated record. NCBI's taxonomy places the organism in Eukaryota, Metazoa, Arthropoda, Insecta, Diptera, Muscidae. Gene Ontology annotation, molecular function: oxidoreductase activity, acting on the CH-OH group of donors, NAD or NADP as acceptor; transcription corepressor activity; NAD binding. Bases 1536 to 2933 code for a protein of 465 amino acids.
AUAAUUUGGCUUGCGAGUGUGUAUGUGUUCUGCAUUAGUGUUUUCAAUCGUAUUAUAUGAAAUAAAUAUGCCCAAAAUUUAAAGAAUUGGCAAAUUGUAUUGUGGAAGUAGCAGUAUGAAUCAAAAAGUCAGCGAGUAAAAAGUAAAGUGGCGAAUUGGUUGCAAUCGGCGUCAUUAGUUGUUAGUUGUACUAAACAGAAAAGUUGCUGUCCGUGUUCGUUGAUUUCUAUAACAUUUUCCGCCAUUUUGAAAAAUACGAGUGUAAAGUUGGAAUUUUUAUGGACGCGUUGCUCCAAAGAGAAUAUAAAACAUUUAAAUUUCCGUGUUCUUUCUAGCAAAACUUAUCUCUAAUUGCCAUAAGAUGUGGAAAUAAUCAUAGGAUGAUGAAAUACUAGUGAUUUGGUGAAAUUCGUUCGGAAUAUUUGUGUAAAAUUAAAAUAGCAUUUUGCUACGUUUCGCUGCUUAAAGUAGCCGCCGCGCAACAAAGAAAAAACUCGAACGAAAAAGUCACACAACACGCAUACACACACCAAAAGGACCAGAAGUGUAAAGCUUAAACAACCAAAAAAAUUUUAAGUUCUUCAAUUUUUUUAUUUCGUGAUUUAUGUCCAAUACUGUCUUAUAAUUUCUCACGGAAGGGAAUAUAAAUUGUGAAAGUUUUCGUAGCUCGGUGCUAACUUUUCUUACGACAGUUCGGUUGCGAGUGCGCUUUUAACAGAUAGUCAUCAUAGUUACUCCGACCGUGAUGAUGAUCUGAUACCAUUCCUAAUAAUGGAGGACACAACAUGAACAAGUUGUUCAAGCGCCAAAAACGAUAACUGUGUGUUAAGCAAAUGCAAUUGGAAGAAGACGCCAAAAACGCCAAUAACCAGAAAAAAGAAAAGUGAACGCCUCAUCAAAACAAGAACAAAAUUCCACAAAAUUACAAAGACUAGGGCGGUGAUAGGCUUCAUUUUACGUUAAAAUAGCAAGCACUUGCAAGAAAACAAAAACGGCAACAAACAACAAAUAGAGCCAAACAACCACAUAAGCCAUAAAAUUGCGAAACAACAAACAACAAAAAAUAUAUUUUGAUUUGAACUUGAAUUCGAAUUCCAAAUCACCACAAGAAGAGCAGAAUAGCAAAAAGGGGAAACUAAAAAAUAAUUGCUACAUCAUCACAUUUGUUUGUUUUAAGAUAGCCGUGUACAUUAUUCCUUUUUUUUUAAAUUUUUCUACUACCACUAAAUGAAUUUAAUUUUUAAGUGUUUGAAAACACAUUAAAAUAUACACGCAUACAAACUAAAAGGACAAGAUAUAUACAUACCUACCUACAGGCACCUAGGUUUUUUUUUUACAACUGGACAACAGCAAAGUGAUAAGCGGGAAAGUAUUUUGUCGGAGGUAAACAAACAAAACAAAAACGCUUAACAGCCAGCUACAUAUAUUUAAGUUACGAACGGACAAAGUAAGAGAGGAGAAAUAGUCGUGUGUCCAGACUUUUUUAAUUCGCCUUUGUUGUCGUCCGUGCCUCCGACGUCGUCGACAUCACCGUUAUGGAUAAGAAUAUGAUGUUGCCCAAACGUUCUCGUUUGGAUGUAAAAGGUCCAUUUGCAAAUGGACCUAUGCAAGCACGGCCGUUGGUAGCAUUGCUAGAUGGACGAGACUGUUCGAUUGAAAUGCCAAUAUUAAAAGAUGUUGCAACUGUGGCGUUUUGUGAUGCUCAGAGCACUUCAGAAAUUCACGAAAAGGUCUUAAAUGAAGCUGUUGGCGCCCUCAUGUGGCACACAAUCAUAUUGACAAAGGAAGAUUUGGAAAAAUUCAAAGCGCUACGCAUUAUUGUCCGAAUUGGCAGUGGUACUGACAAUAUUGAUGUCAAGGCAGCUGGCGAACUAGGAAUUGCAGUUUGCAAUGUACCAGGUUAUGGUGUGGAAGAAGUGGCCGAUACGACAAUGUGUUUGAUAUUAAAUUUAUACCGAAGAACCUACUGGUUAGCGAAUAUGGUGCGUGAAGGCAAAAAGUUUACCGGCCCCGAACAAGUACGAGAAGCUGCACAUGGCUGUGCAAGAAUUCGUGGAGAUACAUUAGGAUUAGUUGGUCUGGGACGCAUUGGCAGUGCAGUUGCAUUGAGGGCAAAAGCAUUUGGCUUCAACGUAAUAUUCUACGAUCCAUACCUACCAGAUGGUAUUGAUAAAUCGUUGGGUCUAACACGCGUUUACACUCUGCAAGAUUUACUAUUCCAAUCAGAUUGUGUCUCGCUGCAUUGUACACUCAAUGAACAUAAUCAUCAUUUAAUAAAUGAGUUCACAAUUAAACAGAUGAGGCCCGGUGCAUUUUUAGUAAACACAGCACGAGGCGGUCUGGUAGAUGACGAAACUUUAGCACUUGCUCUUAAACAAGGUAGAAUAAGAGCCGCAGCACUGGAUGUACAUGAGAAUGAACCCUUCAAUGUAUUCCAAGGCGCCCUUAAAGACGCUCCCAACCUAAUAUGUACACCACAUGCCGCCUUCUUCAGUGAUGCAUCCGCUACAGAGUUGCGCGAAAUGGCUGCUACGGAAAUACGACGAGCCAUUGUCGGUAAUAUACCAGAUGUUUUACGGAAUUGUGUAAACAAAGAAUACUUCAUGAGAACACCAGCUUCAGCCGUUGCUGCAGCGGCUGCGUCAGUUUAUUCAGAAGGAUUAAAUGGCGGAUAUUAUACAGGCGCACUUCAACAGGCUCACAGUACCACAACACCUCAUGAUGCCCCACAUAGUGUAGGAGGCGCUCUAGCACCGCCAACAACUGCUUCAAAUGUCAAUCCAUCGCCAGUACCAACGGUACCGCCGAUACAUGUAUUGCCACAGGUGGGAUUGCAGCUAGGACUUGUGAGUAGUAAAUCGCCCCAGACGGCGCCCGACCCUAAUAAUCAUCAUCCAUCCACAUCUAAGCCAGAGUCAUCGGAGGUUCAAUAGUUCAAAGGCGCCAACGACCCCAGCAAAACCACCACCACCAACACUAACACUACUACAGCAGCCAAUACCUCUUCAUUUCUUUCAAUAACAUUCGAUGGAAAGACACUUUAGAAGUGCCAUUGGAAGAUUAGACGGCCACCAAUGAUCCAGCUAGACAGCCAGCCAGCCAGCCAGCCAGUCAGCCCCCCUUAAGCAGCACAGUGACUUUGUAAACACCAAUUCGGUAACACUCCCAAGCAAACUACUCUUCUACCACCCCUUACAUAGUAUAUGAACAAUAAAAUGCUCAUCCUUUCCACAAUA